Molecule: messenger RNA, 1575 nt
Organism: Colossoma macropomum (tambaqui)
Lineage: Eukaryota; Metazoa; Chordata; Actinopteri; Characiformes; Serrasalmidae
Product: macrophage mannose receptor 1-like
Exons: 9
Coding region: 84-1442 (452 amino acids)
Source: RefSeq, a predicted model, not a curated record
CCGUAAGGAGAAGAAUAUUGUCAGUGAAAGGACUCUGGAUAUUCAAGAGUUCUUGCACAAAAGAGGAGCGAAUCACAGCGGAGAUGAUGUCAGCUUUUGUGUGGUGGCUAUUGUACUUCACUGUCUGUCUAGCUGCAGAUCCCUCCAUCGUGACCCAGCUUCCAGAUUCAUAUUCAGACAAGACCUACUAUCUUGUGAAUGAGAUGAAGAAUUGGACAGAUGCUAAGAGUCACUGUGAGCAAAACUACACAGAUCUGGCUGUUAUCUAUAAUCAGGGAGACUGGAAACAAGUACUAGCAGCUGUAGAGUCUUCAACAAGUGAAAUGUGGAUUGGACUUCACAGAGAUCGGGAGUGGAAGUGGUCAAAUGGAGAGGACUUCAUGUACUUUAACUGGAAUUCUGGCUGGGGCACAACAUCUGGAUAUGAUUGUGCUUACUCAUACUCAGGAAGAUGGCAGACAGUAACUUGUGCAGGCUACUAUACAUAUAUGUGUCAGAAAGUGACAAACACAAGUGGGAUACUGAUUAAGACGUAUGAAUAUAAGUCAGUGAGUGCCACAUGGGAAAAUGCUCGUACUUCCUGUAAAAGUGAAAAUGGUGAACUAGCAAGUAUCACCAAUAAACAAGAUCAACAAGAGUUUAAUAAAAUUGCUCCUAAUAACACAAACAUCUGGAUUGGACUGAAGAGAGAUAAUGAUGUGUGGAAGUGGUCUAGUGAGGAACCGUUUCAGAACUGGGCUACUAAUGAUUCCUCCCCCAUGAAGAACUGCAUUAAACUGUCUGGAGAUAAAAAAUGGACUCCUGAAGACUGUUCACAUAAGUACAUGUUCUUCUGCUACACAGUGACUCCCACCUUUACUACAGAGUCCACCAAUUCCAGUGAGACCACUACAGUUACACCACCCACCAGUUCGGCCACCAGUGGAACUACUCUCUCUAACACACCUUCAUUGACUCCCAGCUUUACCACACAGUCCACCAGUUCCAGCAGGUGGAGUGUCCAACCGCCCACCGGUUCACCAGCUGCCAGGUUCACCACGGCUAUAAAACCCACCAGUACAGCCUUCAGUGGAACUACUCUCUCUAACACACCUUCAUAUAACCUGACCUACAUUCCUGAUCAAAAAAACUGGAUUGAAGCACGGAAAUACUGCCGCAAUCAUCACAAGACUUUAGUGCACAUCAUAAACUCUACAGUGCAGGAAUACGUCACACAGAUGCUGCAGAAUAAGUUCUAUCCAAAUGGUGUAUGGAUUGGGCUUGAGAGGAACAUGCGCUUAACGUGGCUGUGGACUGGUGGACCCAACCUGAACUAUUCUGAAUGGCAUUCUAGCUUUCCAGUGGACCCCAUCAAUCACUACUGUGGCAAACUAGGUGGCAAUGGGACCCAGUGGCUGGAUUUUUGUUGCAGGGAGGAGCUCCCUUUCAUCUGUCAGGAUUAGACCACUAGGAGGAGCUACUUCAUGGGAAAAAAGUCUUUAGUGAAACAUUGAAUUAAUGUUGGAGCUUCAUAUUAAAGUGAUCAAGAAUCCAGCUGGAGUGCAGAAGUAGCUCUGCUGUCUGACCUAAACAGCU